AUGGCGAUAGACUUCAGUCGGAUGACGGUGGUGGAGUUGCGCCAGGAGCUAAAACGGCGCAACCUACCGCAGAACGGGAAAAAGGCGGACCUUAUCGACCGGUUAGUUACGUUUGAGAGUGACCGAACAUCACCAGAGCCCCGCGACGACUCAGUGGAAGACGAUCACGAAGCGAAUGGUUCGCCGCCUGAGAAGGGUGUAGCGGAGGAGCAGGACACCGCCCUCUCGCCUCUCCCACGAGAAGAAGAUUCUGCAGAGGCACCGCAUCCCUCAACCGCUGAGGCAGCUGCGCAAACUCCAAUCACCAACCAAGACACAGACAGCACACCCGCAGCUGCCAUUGAGCCCGCCGAGUCGGCCGAGGUCCCAGUUCCAGCACAGGACUUGGCUCCCAAGGAUGUUGACGAGGCUGCCAACACCACGCCAAUCCCUGCCACCGAAAUCAUUACGGACACUGUGAGCCGCAAACGUCGGUCGCGAAGCCCCCCGCCCGAGAUCGAGUCAUCCAGAAAGCGCGCGCGACCUAGCAACGACCGACCUGGUGAAGAAAAUAUUCCUCUGCACACCAACAACCUCCGCUCUCAGGCGACCCGCGAGUACUCGCCUGUGGCUCAACCUGUGCCUACUCCGCAAACGGCGGCAGAGAUCCACGCAACUACCCUAGAGACUUCUCCGUUCGAGAAAGAGGAUCACCACGAACCCACCGAAGAGCGCAACUGGCAGCACCACCGAGCGCCUACCCCGCAACGCUACCAAGAGCAAUCGGGCGACUCCGUCGACGAGCCGAUCCCAGAGUUCGAAAGAGACGUUGCGCCAGCACAGCACCCCGCCACAUCUGCACUUUACAUAAAGAAUUUUAUGAGGCCUUUGAGGGAGCCGAUGUUGCAAGACUACCUGGUUGACCUUGCCGCAUUGCCUGGUGCGGCACCCGAUCCGAGUUGUCUUGUUGAUUUCCAUCUCGACCAAAUUCGCACUCACGCGCUUGUGAGUUUCACCAGCGUUUCUGCAGCCUCGCGAGUCCGGACAGCUUUGCACGGGACUGUGUGGCCCAACGAGCGCAACAGAAAGGAACUUUGGGCAGAUUUCAUCCCCGAGGAUAAGGUGGCCGAGUGGAUCGAGCGAGAGCGUUCUGAAGGUGGACGAUCAAAUCGUUGGGAAGUUCAUUACGAACCCGACGAGGAAGGAAUCAUCACAGCCAGUCUGGUAAACGCAGAGAUGGAGCCCAUCCGUCGCAAUUCCACGAGGCAGCCUCUCGGCCCACCUCCGGUUCCGACCGGGCCAGCGCGCAGCUACCCAGGCGUCGAGGGAGCGCCUUUGGGUCCGCGUGGCCGAGGAACGAACCACUACCGCCAAGCGCAAAUGCCGGCAUCGACCGUAGCCACUGCUGGCGACCGCGACCGCAACCGCGACUAUAACGAUAAUAACGACCGCAACCUUGACUACAAGACUACGCGCGCAUACCCGUCCAUUCAAUACAAGCCCGUCCCGGAGGACGUCGCCAAGCGCCGGUUGGACAACAUGAAUGCGCACAUCACCAGGGACCGCCGUCGCGACUUGGGCCGCCCGGAUGAGAUCAACAGGUACACAUUCGAAGAUGGCGACAUGUUUGUCGACCGCGGUAAGGAAGCUUUCGUCGGCAUCCGCCAUCCGUACCGCGAGAACAAUCGCCGCCGUGCGGGCAUGGGUCGCGGCGGCGGCAACCGGGGCCCACCCCGCCGCCGCACCCCUUCUCCCCGCCGGCCCGUACGUGAUGACGGCGGCUACCGCGGCGGCCGCCGCAACGAUUAUGACCGCAGUUACCGAGAUCGGGACGACGAUCGCCGCGACCGCCGCGACGACCGUGACAGGGACUUUGGCCGCGACCGCUACCGUGACGAGGUCCCUCGCUCGCGCUUUGACGGUCAGCCGCUUCCCACGUUUGGCGGUGGUGGCGGCCGCGGUGGAAGAUGGGGAGGUGGUGGUGGUGGUAGACGGGACCGUUUCUAG
This is a messenger RNA of Chaetomium globosum CBS 148.51, 1986 nucleotides long. RefSeq lists its product as uncharacterized. Bases 1 to 1986 code for a protein of 661 amino acids. The transcript has a single exon. NCBI's taxonomy places the organism in Eukaryota, Fungi, Ascomycota, Sordariomycetes, Sordariales, Chaetomiaceae. The record is from RefSeq and is a predicted model, not a curated record.